Messenger RNA from Lolium perenne, 618 nucleotides. The record is from RefSeq and is a predicted model, not a curated record. Lineage: Eukaryota; Viridiplantae; Streptophyta; Magnoliopsida; Poales; Poaceae.
AUGGAUGGGGGUAGCAGCACCGCAACCACGCGGGAGGGAACUACCUCCACCGCCUUCGUGGUAGCCGACUGGACGAGGCAACGAGGCAAACACGACCCGAGCUGGCUCAGCCGGGCCGAAAUUGGCCCGCAAAGCCCCGCUGCUACGCUGCAGCUGGCCGGCCGGAGUGCCGCCGCAACCCACCCACCGCUGCCGUGCCUUCUCAGCCUCCAGGGAGCUCCGCCGGCGUGCCAACCGCAGGUCAACCGCCUAGCCCCUCCGAGCCCCGACCUGGGACCAGAUCUGGGCCGAGCAGGCCCUGCCAUGGCGCCGCCUACGCUGCUCCGUCGCCAACGGCCGCGCCGCCGCUCCUCCUCCCACCCGACGCGCAGGUUCCACGCCGCCACGCCGGACCGCCGCCUACCGAAGAGCACCGCCGCUAGCCCGAGGUCCCCGCGCCCCCCAACUUCGCAGCGGGUAGAGUCAACCCCGCCGCCGGCACCGCACGGGCAACGCCCGGCCGCCCACGCCGACGGUGGCGGCAAAGGAGGGCGGGGGAGGAAGCCUGAGGGAGAGCUGGGGAAGAGGCGCGGCGCGGCCGCUGCGGAGUCGCCGUUUGUGGCUGCUGAAUCCACCUGA